GAAACGCGGCUGCCCUUUCCCUUGUCAGCAAUCGCCAUCGCCAUCCACGUCCAAGCGUCAUUCUCGUCUUCCAAACAUUUUCCUCCGAUACAUCUCUUUGCGCCACUUGAGCGACUUCAUACUCCUUCGACGUUGUCUUUCUACACUUCCAGAUCGCAAACAUGGGCUGGUUCUGGGCAGAUGCGACAGCUGCGCAAACGCCACUCCCUCCAUCACAUCCUUCGAGAUUAGAUGCUCAACCACCGCCAUCAUGUCCGAUGCACAACAAGAUGCCCCCCAAGCCCUCAUCACAAUCACAGACCGAGCGACCGAGCGCCUGUCCCGUCAAACACUCCAGAGCAUCGACAACACCCGCCGCCAUGAACCCAUCUUCGUCUGCGCAACCGCCACAACCCACGAGCACGACACCCUCAUACAUUUCCAAACUUAACCCUCUAAACUACAUGCCCUCGAACCUUGCCAAUACUCGCGAACACUCCGAACAAACCAUCUCACUCCCCCUCGAGCGCGAAGCCUCCACCAUUCCGCGCGGCGAUGGCCAAGGAACCUGGGAAUACCCUUCCCCGCAACAAAUGUACAACGCCAUGCUGCGAAAAGGCUACACCGACACUCCCGCCGAACACGUCGAAAGCAUGGUCGCAGUACACAAUUUCCUCAACGAAGGCGCAUGGGAAGAGAUUCGAGGCUGGGAAGAUCGCUUUCAUGCAGGACUAGGCCGUGGCUGGGAGCUAUGCAGUCGAGGAGAAGAAGGGUACGAAAAACAUGCGAGAUUGGAAGCUUUGCGAGUGAGAGGACGGGAGGCCGAGCUCUUGAACCAUGAACCGGAUUUGAUUCGAUUUGAAGGGAGACCGGGUGAUAUGACGCCCAAGGCGAGGAUGCUGAGUUUCAUGGCGAAGGUUUGGCCGAGCGAAUUUCCGGAUAACCCGCCGUUUGAUCGGCAUGAUUGGUUUGUGAGGAGGAAGAUUCCUGGUGGGAAGGAGAAGGAAGUGAGAUAUGUCAUUGACUAUUAUUCUGGGCCGCCGGAGCCGACAGGCGAACCGGUGUUCUAUUUGGAUGUUAGGCCUGCGGUAGAUGGGCCAACCUCUGCGGCGGAGAGGCUGAUGAGAUGGGGCGGAGAUGUGUGGUGGAGGGCUAGUGGGGGUGUGGUGAGAGAGGAACUGGCGCGGCAGAAGAAAUAAAGAGGCGGUGUGAGUAUUGUGGAUCUUCUCAAGGUGUUUGUUUGAUUUGAUGGCGAUGGUGAUCAUGGGCAGCGCGGAGUCUGGCGUUUCUGGAAUUGUUUCACCAUGCGGCUUACCAUACUCAGCUCAGGCGUGUAUUUCUGUACAGAUGAUAGUACAUAAUGAAGACGAAGUUACGGCUUGCAGCCAUCUGGCACUCUUAUGAC
Messenger RNA from Cercospora beticola, 1384 nucleotides. RefSeq names its product holocytochrome c synthase CYC3 (gene CYC3). Gene Ontology annotation, cellular component: mitochondrion. The record is from RefSeq and is a predicted model, not a curated record. NCBI's taxonomy places the organism in Eukaryota, Fungi, Ascomycota, Dothideomycetes, Mycosphaerellales, Mycosphaerellaceae. Gene Ontology annotation, biological process: cytochrome c-heme linkage. Gene Ontology annotation, molecular function: holocytochrome-c synthase activity.